Durusdinium trenchii is the source of this 1800-nucleotide messenger RNA. Lineage: Eukaryota; Dinophyceae; Suessiales; Symbiodiniaceae. The record is from the annotation of a GenBank genome assembly.
AUGGUUUCCAUGCAGAUAGCCGAACGUUAUGAGGCUUGGCCUCAUCAAGUUGAAGCACUGGAAAGGGCAGUGAGGGAGAACAUCAUUUUGAACCUCCCAACUGGCACUGGAAAAACGUUGGUUGCGUGCAUGCUGCUGGAUUGGUUCAAAGCGCCCGGCUAUGUGAGUGUAUUCGUGGUAAAUAGCCGGGCUUUGGUCACCCAGCAAGCGGAGUAUCUCAAGAAGCAUUCCUUGAACCAGCUCGCCGUUGGAGACCUUGGCCCUCCACAUCCAGACGUGGUGGUGGCGACGGGCGAGGUGGUUCGAUCUGCAUUGGAGUCUGGCCAACUGCAGGCCCAGCAGCUGGCUUGUGUGGUGCUGGAUGAAGUGCACUACGCUGUGGGGAAGCAUCCCUACGCGGAGAUCAUGGCUCUCUUGUGCCACUUCGGCGCAUCGCCCCGGUUGCUAGGGCUCACCGCCAGCUUCUUUCACGGCAGGGCCAAGACAGGCUGUGAGCGAAGGCUUGAGGCCUUGGAGGAGCUUUUGAGUGCCAAAGUCCACUGCCCAGAGGUGCAAGGAGGUCCUUCGACAUCGGCUUGCUUCUUCUCUGUGCCCUGGUCUGCCAAAAGCUUCGGACUUCAAGAGAUGGCUGCACUGGAAGAGAAAUUUAGCCGAGCCCUUGUGAAUCUUGAGAUGGGAUGCGCUCUGGCAAGUCCUUACGCAGCAAGCAAUGUCACCUGCACAGCCUGCACCGCUGCAAAGAGCGCGGUCCGGAGCACGUUUGGUGCCGAAAACUGGGAGUUCCAGAAAGUCCUGGAGAGCGAAACACCUCGUCUCAGGGGUGUCCUAGAAGCCAUAGGCCCGGCAGGGUGGUAUGGCUUUGUGUGCUAUGCCCUUCCAGAAGUGAUGAUGGCCAAGCUUCAAAGCAAGCUUGCCAUUAUGGAAGAUGAGGUGGUGAAGUCCAACUUGCUGAAUGCCAUUGCACUGGUGAGACCCUUCCAACUUGCGCUGAUGCAAGGUGAAUCGGUCAAAGAACUUCAGCAAAUGGAGGCGGAACAAGCCGAGCAGCACAUCACUGGGAAGUGUCAGACGUUGUUAACUCUGCUUGAGCAACUCCUUCGAGAUGGGGAGGACAAGAUUCUGGUCUUUGUGGAACGAGUUUCUGUGGCUUGCUGUAUGGCACGACUCAUAUCUUCUCGUUUAGGCGUGCUGGCCUUGCAUGUGGCGGGAGUCCAAGGAAUGGAUGGGCCCACUCGGCAGUCCAAUCUGGCUUCAUUCCGAGGUGAGACUCAGUUGUUGGUUGCCACAUCCUCUCUGGAGGAGGGUUUGGAUGUGCCCAUGUGUCGCUACGUGAUCCGCUACGAUUCCUUCAACAGCGCCAAGAGUCAUGUGCAGGGGGCGGGUCGUGCAAGGCAUCCAGAUGCACGGGUGUACUACUUCGAAAAUGAUCCGUUGGUCGAGGAAGGCUCACGGGAGUUCUUGGAAUCAAUCGCGCGGCGUGAGUGUGUAGAACCUAAAGACCUUCCGGCCGAUGCCAAAGUCGCCGUCUCGCAUCGAAACGAGGAAUCACCCGGUGUGGGUGUCGGCCACAAGUGGAGCAUUGAAUCCACUCUGUGGGACUACCAAAGCAACAAAUCCUUUCGCGGAAUGACCUGCCCCUGUGGAGCCCGAAUGAAAAUCACCAGCCGGGCCUAUGGUCAGGGCCGCAAGAAGAAAGAGCGGAGCUUCUGUGUGGAAGGUCCACGCAGUUGUCCGACGUACACUGAGGAGUUAGAUGCUCGUUUCCAAGGUGUUGAUCCAACCACUGGAAUUCUGCGGUGA